AUGCGGGUCUUCUGCUUCAGAUUGCAUCAGCUGAAGUUCUUACCGACAGUCUUUAGGUUUCCAAGGUAUUUCUCCGUCUCUCCUCUCAAAAUGGUGCUUGAUCUGGACUUAUACAGGGCUGAUAAAGGUGGUAUCCCGGAAAAAAUCCGAGAAAACCAGAGCAAACGCUACAAGGAUACAACACUAGUCGACCAAAUUGUUGAAGCAGAUACGAAAUGGAGAAAGUGUGAGUUAGGACUACAAUGUAGAACUUAUUUAGUUUGUCUGUGGAUGUUAAUUUACUUACUGAACCAUAUAAUUUUGCCUUUCAUCAGUGAGGUUCUCGGCGGAUAACUGGAACAAAUUAAAGAAUUUAUGCAGUAAACAGAUUGGCGAAAAAAUGAAGGUAUUACUUCGCUCUCUUUUCUAGAACUCAUUCUCCAAAUGGGUUGUAUGGGCUAUCCACGUGUGAAGUUUAAACUGGUCAAUCAAAUAGCAGAUAGUGAUUUCUUCCAUCUUUGACAGUUGAAAGCUUCAAUGGCCUUAUUUGAAACUUGCGUCAUCUCACUAUGAGGAUCAGUGAUUAUUUGUUGGUAGAAUUACAUUCAUCAGCUGUGGCAGCCACACAAAAUAGUUAUUGUUUUUAAUGAGUACAAUCGUACAUGAAGUAGUUUACUAAAUGCAUUUUUUUUCCUUUACAGUGAGAAUGCAUUGUCUUAAUUUUAUCCGUUUUGCCUGUCUCUGAUUAUGUUCAGGUUAAUUUAAUCUUGUUCCAGAAACAUCUCCUGACAUUGCAUUUUUUGUUUCAUGUAAAAUGGUGAAUUGUACUGAUUGUAGGGUGCUAAAUCUGGUAAUAACUAAGUUUGAAAGGAGGUUAUUAUCCAUUUUCUAAAAACGUAUGGGUAUUUCAGUCUUUCUUUCCCAUUUCACAGAUCUUGUAGACUAUUUUUCUUCUAAUAGCUUGGACUCUCUUGUUUAAAGAUUGAACAUGUUAGUUGUUUUGGGGUGAGGGGAGGUGUUUUAGCAGACAAGUAGUUAUCAUUUUCGUUGUUUAUUAUUGUUUGCAGCGUAAAGAACCAGUUGGUGACAGUGAAGAAUUGCCUGAAAAUGUGGUCAAUGGCUUGGAGGAACUUACCCCAGAUAUAUUACAGGUACAGCUCUCAAGGUGCAUGUUGCAUGCUUCAUGUACACUCACGUGAAAAACUGUCUGGGCCAGCAGAAAGGGUGCUAUAAAACUGAUCCCUAGUCUCCCAAGAAAAACAUGUCUUUGGCGCUUACUGCAUGUCUAGCAAUUUAAAUGUCAACAGUCAUGACUGAUACUUUACAGGAUACCGUAAAAUUCCGAAAUAAGCCCGGGGCUCAUAUUCUUCAAAGGCCCUUUUUGAGGGGCUUAUAUUUGGGGGGGCUUAUCUUUGGAGGGAAAUUACUAUUUCAAAAUCGAUUGGGCUAGCCUUAUAGUUGGAUGGAAAUUUACCAUUUUUGCUUUGUUUUACUUUGUAUUUGAGGGCAAUUUCCAAGUACAAGCCCCAGUAGGGCUUAUAUUUGGAGGGGCAAUUUAGCAGAGGGUUUUUUUUGUGUUAUGAGUUUGGGGGCUUACAUUUGGAGGGGCUUAUUUUCGGAGUUUUAUGGUAGAUUCUGUCCUCUCAAAUUCCAUUGGUAACCUUGAGUUUUUAUACUAAUAUUUGGCAAAUUGUCAGGCUUGAGGUUCUUAAUCUGUGUUGUUUUUUUAUACACAGUAGAACCCCAAACCCCAUAACUCGCACUAGGUCCAAUAUCCCUUGGAUUUCACCCAGCUUUUCAGACAUUUUUUCUUGGUUAACUUGAACUCGGAUAAGUCAAAUUCCCCACUAACUUGAAUGAAAUCUCCUUUCCUUUCCCUUUCAGCAGUCAACACUACAGCAAUUUGAUUAUAAUUCGUGAAGCUAACGGAUCCCAUUUUAUCACUAAAACUGGUUAAUCAUUUUACCGUUUCUCAUGAAAUAAGUUAUAUUCGCUCUGCCCUAUACACUGAUGUGCUGAAAAAUCAGUAACUAUCAAUUAUUUUUACAUGGCAAAUUGAAGUUUGCAAUCAAACCCAAUAACUCUGUAUCUUUGUACUUGAUAAAAAGCUAGUCUGAAAUGCCAGUUGUCUCCUCCCCCUAACCUGUGGAGGGCGCAGGGAAGAGAGAUGUUUGAAUUCCGGGCAUUACAAUGUUAUCUUGUGAAAGGUAUUUCCUGAUUGGCCAUUACAUUUCCGAAAUAGAAAACCUUUUAAUUAUUGGGUAAGAAAAAAAUCAGGUUUGAAAUAGUAUCAACAGACUUAACAUGACUCAUAAUAAAUUGCUUGUGAUAGUGUGAAAUGUGACCUUAGAAUUAGCCUCGCUUCACUAAGUAAAGACUUUACCAUAGUAGCAACUGACGAGGAAUGCUUUCAUUCCAAUGCACUCCCAGUACAGUCAUAGAGACUAUUAAGCUAAAUCAAAAUUAAUUGCCAACAGAGGAACUGUAGGAAAUUGCUCUCCAGUCUAAAGACUCAGCUGAAAGACUCGCUUCUCUCAAGAAAAACAAAAUAGACCAUAUGAGUGCCUAAAGAAUGGUCUUGACAGGCUCACAUCACAAUUCUCCUUAGUUAGUGUAGCUCCAGUUCAUUUAGCUACAAUUAAGAUCUGAGGUUCACUUACCCGUAAGAAUUCAACUUAAGAGCUUGGUCUAGCGUCAGAACGCUGUAGCAGAAUAUCAUCAUCACAUUUAUGAAAAAAAACUACAUGCUUUCAGCUUUUCAGGUACUUUGGGGAAAACCAACUAAAGUAAAAUCUUUAUUGAAAGGGUAUGUAGUUGCAAUAAAAAGCUUAAGACUUCAACAGAGGUUAAAGAAAAUCAGUACUAAACUACAUCUGUGAUCAAAUCCUGUCAGACCCACGGGAAAUAUAUGCAUGAAACUGUGAGACCAGCUUUAUAACCUCUAAAUGUUAGACUUAAAGCAGCAAAAGUAAGAUUUGUUCAGUUAGAGUUAGGAAGACUCCGUGUACUGUAUAACCUAAGUGAAAGAAAGAAAAAGGGAAAACCUCUGAAGUUCAAGCAAACUCUAAGGUCACAUUUAUAACUAUCACGAGCUUAUGAGUCGUGUUUAUCCUGUAAACACUUCAUUUUAAACGUGAAAAGUUAAACGCCUCUUUUCAUUUAUUCUGGAGGCAAACAUUAUAAUGCUUGGAAGUCAGGCAUCCCCCCCCCCACCAGGCCCCUCAUGGGUUAGUGGAAGACAACUGACAUUUCAGACUAAUAAAAAGCCAAAAUUCUGCAAAUUUCAAAAUUCGCUUCAAUAUUCCAAAAACGUAACAAAAAACAACAAAAUUUUAUUGUUCUAAUUUACAUAAAUGAUACCCUGAUGAGGAGGGGGGGGAGGGGAGGGGCUGUGCACAGCUCCCCCAAAAUAACUAUAAGGAUAUGUGCUGCUCAAGGGGAUCUUGAUUUAGGGUGACCUUCUGAUUUACCUAUUUUAGUUGAUUAGUAGCCUUGUAACUGAAAAACCCCUUUAGGGAGUUGCAAUAAAGUAUGUAUGUAUGUAUGUAUGUAUGUAUGUAUGUAUGUAUGUAUGUAUGUAUGUAUGUAUUGAACACUUUUCCUAGAUAAGGAUAUACAAAACCUUUAGAAGAGGAAUUGCUGAGAACAGGUUAAAAUUGGCCUUUUUCUUCCAUGGAUUCUAAAGGUCAUGACUGUAGGUUGGAACUGGUCGACCUAUUUUGUUCGUUUAUGCUUCAUUGUAAUAAUUAUGAUUGAUGGAAGGAAAAAAAGUAACCUUUCACUAUAAACAACAAAAUCAAGGCUUCAUGACCAGCAGUUCAAUUUCCAAGCCUUUUAAGUUACAACCCCAGAUUACAUGGUCUAGUGAUAAAUUAUCCUGUCUUGGAAACUUUUUUUUUUAAAUUUUGUGCUUUGAGCAGCUUGUAGGUCUCCUAAAACCUGCUAAUUGGCUCAGACAGCAUUCUGAGAAGGUAUUGUUAGUUUCCUGUAAUCCAAUUGGUUAGUUUUGUUUACGUGGCCCUGGUUACAAUGAUAAUAUUGUCACCUUGAAACAACCAAAUAUUGAAUGAAUUCUUAUCAAACAGGGUCUCACUGUGACUCAAAUCAAACAUAUCCGAACACUGAUUGAUGGAAAUAUAGCAAAGUGUAAUGAGGAAGUCAUACAAGUGGAGCAGCUUAGAAAUGAGAGGCUAUUUGAGGUUGGAAACCUUCUUCAUGAGUCUGUUCCUGUCAGCAAUGAUGAGGUAUUUUAGGGCUAUGCUAGGAAAUGUAUUGUGCAUAUAGUGGAAAUUGUGCAUUAAUUUUGUCUGUUUGGAAAGAAGGAAACAGUGUCACCUUGUGUCCUUAAAUAAACUUGCAACGUGGGCUAAAUAAUGAAAGAAUUAAGAGAGAACAAUCUUUAUGAAAAUACUUUGUUCAAAUUUGUUUGGAUUGAUUUUACAGAGUUUUAUUUAGGUAGAUUUAGCAUGAUUUGUCAUUCACUGGGUUAAAACUUGAAGAGUUUGAGGUUUUUUACUAAUAGAACAAAAAAAAUUAAAAAUUUAAAAAUUAAAAAAAAAAUUAAAAGAAAGUAGGUGUUAUGUGGCAUGGCCAAAGUGGUUGUUGCAGGAAAUUGCUCAAGUUGCAUGCAUUGUUUGUGCUCAACUCUUAGCAGAUGACUGCAGAUCUUUUUAUGUAAAUCCUUGUUUCUACCUUGCUGCACUCAGUCCCAAUCUAUAUGGAUCAACCUUUGCUUUAUGCAUGUUAAUAAUAAAUUACAUGCAGUUUGCUCACUAAUUUCCUUUGCAGCUACUCAGGCCAGAGUCACACAAUGCUCCCUGGUGCCACGUGGCUGCUUCCUUUCCCAGAAUAGAGCCAAUCAAACUGCGGCUUUCAUUUUCCUGUGAAUUCUCACACCAGAAAUGCCUUCCAAUCACUUUGAUCCUUUUAUUUGACCAGAUGGUGGUGUCUUUGGCAGAUUUCUACUCUUUUUAGCAUGGAAAUUUGGUAUACAGGCUUUUAAUUCACAUCAGAAAUUAGCAAUUGCAUAAUUAAUUGAAAGAAAAAAAUGACAUUUUCAUUAAUUUUGCCAACUGGCUCUGAAAAUCUCUAAUUUUCAAGCAUUGCUGCAAGUUAUCAACCACACAUCAUAUCGUAUCCUGCAAACAACACUUGGGGCUGGGCCUAGUGUCAAAACACAGCAGGAAAUCUUUACAUUCACGGAUAAAAAAACUACAUGUAUGUAGGUAUUCUGUUCUAGAAACUAAAACCACACAUCAUGUCGUAUCCUGCAAACAACACUUUGAGCUGGACCUAGUGUCAAAACAUAGCAGGCAAUCUUUACAUCCAUGGAUAAAAAAACUACACGUAUGUAGGUAUUCUGUUCUAAGCAUUUCGGAGAAAACCUAAGAAACUAAAAUCUUUAAUGAAAGGCUAUUUAGCUGCAAUAAGACUAAAAGCUCAAGGCUUUAAGACAGGUCAAAGAAAAUCAGUGCUUAACUGCAACUGAGAUCAAAUCCUGUCGGGAAAAAUCCACAGAAACGUAAACCACAGGGACGAAACUGACCAGCUUCAUGACCUCUAUUAAAAUGUCAGUGAGACUCAGAGUGACCAAGGUUAGAUUUUCUCAGUCAAAUUUUUAUCAUAAAUCUCCAUGUACUGCAUCACGUACAUGCUGGAAAGAAAACAAUUAGAGAAUGAAAAACCUCCGUUAUUUUAAUUAGCAAACCAUCCAAGGUCAUGUUUUACUCUAUCUUGAGCUUAAGAGUCAUGUUUAGCCUGUCAACAUAUAACUAAACGAGGCGCUCAUCGGUCUGGGUAGACUAAACCGCAAAACAGUGGGAAAGGAAAGUACAUUAGUUUGAAGCAGCCAUGUGGGGUUGGGGAGCAUUGCAUGACUCUGGACCAAGCAGCUGGGAAGGAGACUGUUUGCUCAGAAGUUAACUCAGAAAUCUUAUGACAAAACUUGAGCUUGUUGCCCAUCUAGAAUAGCUCCGCUAAUUGUGGGUAACAUAGACCUAACUCAUUUGACAAUUGAAUAAACUGUUGCUGUUGCUGUUGCUGUUGAUAAUAGAGGAUAGAAAAUGGGAUGAUCGGUGGCAGAUCAGUAGCCUGACUGCUCGCAGGGUAAUCUUUAAUGUGCCAUUUCUUACUCCUUUGGUGGAACUACCACUAGGCUGAAGCCUGGUAAGAACACUGGUUGUGACUAGCUAGAUCAUAUCACAGUACAGAAUAAAAAGGAAGUUCUCAUACUCUUUGGCAUUAGGCAUCAUUGUUAGGAUAGUACUGACAUUUUCAUGUUUUCUUAUGUAAUGUUUUCAUGACUCUCAUAAUAUGACAUUUUUGCUACAGGAGGAUAACAGAGUAGAGAGAACUUGGGGUGACAGUUCAGUGAGAAAGAAGUAUUCACAUGUUGAUCUGGCUUACAUGGUGGACGGAGUUGAUACAGAGCGUGGUGCCAAUGUAGCUGGUAGCAGAGGAUACUUUCUCAAAGUAAGUUUUACAAUAAUUAUUCUUUUGCCAUGAAACUUAAUGUACAAAAAAAAAGAAUAACAUUUUGACCAUCCAAUGUUCAUUGUCAAGUUCAGAAGUAGAAGUUUAGCUUGUGCAAUUGUGAAAGGGUUUAUGAGAUACUGACUAAAGAACUCUGAAAUAUUUACAUAGAAGCAAUGCAAGAAAAUUACAGCGUGAAUGAUAAUGGAACGCUAAAACGAUGAAAGAUAUAUAAAAGUGAAAUAAUUAAAUAAUAAUUAAUAAUAAUAAAAUUAUAUUUAAAUUUAAUUAUUGUUAAAUAUAAUUAUCAUUAAAUAUUUAAUAAUUUAAAUUUCCCUUUUAAAUAUCUUUUAUCAUUUUUAUCAUUUUAGAGCACUGGAAUAUUACUGAUAAAGUCCAGGGUUCAGGGUUGACAUAUUCACUGAUCAGAACACUGAUAGUUUUUCACAUUUGUCCUUUGCUGUGAUUCUUUUGAAUUUGUGAUUUUAUCAAAAGCAAAUAUUUGUUGUUUCUGUGAUAGUGAUAAAAAAUUGCCAGCACAAACACACAUGCCUCAUACCAGUGAGCAUAGUCUUGGCAACUUAGCUAAGGGAAUGAUUUUCUUGGGGAUCACAGGGUUUGAUUCACAGUCUCAUCAUGUCCAAUUAUUGUCUUGUGGUGAUACUUGUACAUUACAACUUCACGCCGAUUUAAGUGUGUGUUUCAGAAAUGGGCAUAACCGCUGGAUUUUGUACCCUGAAGGCUCAAUUUAUUCCUCCGGACUUUCUCUUCGAGAGUGCUCGUUUUGACUCGGUUCAAAGAAGGUGAGAUUUUAUGGCGGAAGGCUCAGAAGCGAAUUCAAAGUAAUUGAACAAUGGCUUAAUUAAGCUGCCCAGGGCCGCGAAGUUUUAAAGGUAUCCUUUUGUUCUAAAUGUGUNACAAACACACAUGCCUCAUACCAGUGAGCAUAGUCUUGGCAACUUAGCUAAGGGAAUGAUUUUCUUGGGGAUCACAGGGUUUGAUUCACAGUCUCAUCAUGUCCAAUUAUUGUCUUGUGGUGAUACUUGUACAUUACAACUUCACGCCGAUUUAAGUGUGUGUUUCAGAAAUGGGCAUAACCGCUGGAUUUUGUACCCUGAAGGCUCAAUUUAUUCCUCCGGACUUUCUCUUCGAGAGUGCUCGUUUUGACUCGGUUCAAAGAAGGUGAGAUUUUAUGGCGGAAGGCUCAGAAGCGAAUUCAAAGUAAUUGAACAAUGGCUUAAUUAAGCUGCCCAGGGCCGCGAAGUUUUAAAGGUAUCCUUUUGUUCUAAAUGUGUCAAUAAAACUGCAGAGAAUUAUCGCACAUAAUGCGGUAGAAGUUUAUGGAUUUAAGUCUUUCGCAAAACUUCAUCAUCUUGGAUACGUAUUUUUCAAAAAGGAGAGUUUUGAGAGCUUCAAAAAGAGAUCUUGAACAAGAAAUUUCGACCACUGUGGACCGAGAUUGGAUUUUUUUUUCAUGCCGAGGUUUCGAAGUACAAAGCAAGCCGCUGAAGCAUUUUUUCUCGCCUAUCGCUUAAUAAAAUCCGGCCAAGAGUUAUCCAUUCAUUCAAUUAUAACAGUCAUUUAAUUAUUUCUCCAGAGCAAUGAAACUAUACAAGCGUUUCUACAAAAAUAUUUCGAGGAAUUAUGAACUCCGCAAGUUUUGAUCUGUCGAUUAUUGCUCUUGUUUUGAUUUUAGAUAUUUCCUGUCUCACUCAACUACUCCGCGAAUCAGGUUGUCAUGCAAAUCGGUGAACCGACAACACGCGGUUACUUCGGGCCCCGCAGUCACGUAACUGAAACGCAAGGUUUUAUUCAACAACAAAAAAACUGAAAUGCAAGCGAAAACGUCCAAAAAAUUGAAAUUAAAUUAAAGUUAAAUGCAUUCACCGCUUGAGUUGUUUACAUUGUGGAGCGCCGGGGUAUGAUACUGAAUGAAUAAAACGUUGUAAUAAAUACCUUCCGCAGCAAUUCUUUAAACGCCAAAUUAUUUUCAAGGCAAGCGAGUAUUUAAUAAAAAAAAAAUACUAUAGGAGACCAGGUAUUUAUAAGCUUUAAUCAACUUCAAAUUUAUCAGGCUUGUUUCCUUUGUAACACGGUGCGUGACCGAAAAUAUGUUAUGCAACCAGAGUUGUCCGCCACGCUAAAAAGACUUGUAAGCGUUCCCACAGACUGCAGCAAAUUUAACAGGCAAGUCCGAGUAUUUUAAUGCGUAAAUUUAAUACUCAUCAAGUAACAAUGGGGAUUAAAAAGUUAAUCAAGCAACAAAAUUCGAAACAAAAGAGACAUAUCGCACCUAAAUCAAAGGAAUUCCGCUCGUGGAUUCUUCGGAAGGUAAUCGACAAUGGCAAGAACAAUAGCCUGAAUAUAUGAAUACUUAAUAACCCCAAAAUUUGGGGUACACACUUAAAUCGGCGUGAAGUUGUAAUGAUCAGUGGUGGUUAAAUAAUCAUUUAGUUGUGACUUUUCAAAUAAAAGAUAUGGCAGUACAUUUUAAAAGUCUGAUUCAUAUUACAGACUGUGAAUGAAAUCCUGAAGUUUUCAAAGGAAGCUGAUGUGAGCAGCACUUGUCUAUGAUCUGUUUGUGCUGUAGCUUGGGAACAAAAUUCUUUAGUGUUGUUACUGGCUUUGUGGAACCUCUGUGUUACAGGGUUCGUACAGGUCAUGGAAAGCCUGGAAAGUCACGAAAUUUAAGAAUUUCAUUUUCAAGGCAUUGAAAGUCGUGGAAUGUAAUUAUCGGUCCUUGAAAGUCAUGCAGAUGGCAAAGCAAGGAUAAUGCAAGAUAAAGAGGAGUAGUUAAACAGCAUGAACAGCACACAUUUUGGUGGAUAGCAGAGUUUGUUUCUGUUGAACUGUUCAAGGUAAAAAAUAUAUGCUAAAACAAGUAAAGUUUUGAAAAUUUUCGAAAAUGACAUCUAAACCUAAGGUGGUGGAAAACUAAAAAUGUCAUGGAAAAAGUCAUGGAAAGCUAUGAAAUUUGAAGAACUUAAAAGAGUAAGAACCAUGUGUUACCUCAACACAAAAUAAUCAGUGUUAAUGAUUUUUUCCUUUAGGGGCCACUUGUCUUCCUUGAACAUGCUCUGAUCCAGUUGGCAACACGCAUGUUGCACAAGAAAGGAUUUGUUCCUCUUUAUACGCCAUUUUUCAUGAGGAAGGAAGCCAUGCAAGAAGUUGCUCAGCUUAGUCAGUUUGAUGAGGAGUUGUACAAGGUCUGUAUCAGAUAACUAGAAUAAUCAUUUUGUUUCUGUAGCUAGAGUCUGGCAUGUAGGAAUGUAUGCACUGUCCCCAUUACUUUCAAAUUUUUGGAAAAAAAAUUAGAUGUAUUCACUUAAGAUGCAGUCAACACACUAUGAAUAAAAAUACUGCAUUAACCUGCACAGCUGGUCUAUAAAACUGCAGUGUGGGUUUGAGACAGGCAAACAACACAGACAUGUUUUGCACUUUUGAAUGGUAUGCAUGUAUGUUUUUUGUUUUUUUCUUGAAGAACACACUCAAAAGUGUAUUUUCUUUGUUACUUGGCCAUUGUCAUAAUUUUUUUAAGGUUUUUUUUUUAUAAUCAAAGAACAUCACUGCCCAUCACAUAUGAUUAAAUUUAAGGUUCUCAGUGAUUAAAUUAGAAGCCUAUCAAUAGUUUAUUUUUCUUGUCUUGGAUUAGGGUAAUGUUUCUGGAACAACAAAAACAACAACAACAAGAAAUUGGUCAAGUUGAACCAGUAGAUUUACCAAAAAAACAUGGUUACCUACACUUACCUUUAGUUAUUCCAUGGUUAAUUCAACUUAAUCUUGAGUCCUUUUGUUAAGGGAUCAGUACAAUGUGCUUUCAGGUGAUAGGCAAAGGUGCUGACGAGGCUGGUUAUGAAGAAAGAUAUCUCAUUGCUACUAGUGAACAACCAAUUGCAGCAUUUCAUCGUGAUGAGUGGUUAGCUGCUAAUGAGCUGCCCAAGAAAUAUGCAGGCUUCUCAACAUGUUUCAGACAGGAAGCAGGCUCACAUGGACGAGACACUCGUGGUAUUUUUAGGGUUCACCAGUUUGAAAAGGUUGGUCAGGUUUUGUGUAAUACAGUAGAACCUCUCAUAAGCAACCACCCAAAAUGCCAAGGCUCAGCUAGCUUUAAAAGGUGGUUAUUAGCAAAAUGUCCAGGAGUAAAUGGGUUUCAGCAGUAACCUACUCUUAGGCCUGGUUCAGACACGAAACUUUUCAUGAGCUGAACAGCCUAAUUCGAAUAAAGGCCAACCCAAAUUAUAAAGACCGGCUGAAUUGAUUCAGACGCUGAUCUUAAUUGCAGCUGAACUAAGAUCAAAAGGCGACAAAUGCUCAUUUUGGUCAAACUGCUUACAAAAUACGUUAUAAUAAUUUAUGCAUUAGGUUCAGUACAUGAAAAGUUUGGUGCCUGAAUCAAAGCCGUUCCAAAGUCACUCCAAGGGCGAAAUUCCCAGCCGGACUAGGUGAAAAGAACGGCUGAGCAGUUCCAAAUUGAAACAGGCAUCCCUAAUUGAUUCAGACACCAAACUUUUCAUGUACUUAAUUCAAUGUAUUAGGUUCGGCUCAUGAAAAGUUUGGCGUCUAAACCGGGCCUUAGAUUCAUUUGUAUUACUUCCAAUGAUAGACAAUAAAUACUUGAUUGUUUUUUUAAAUUGACACUUGCUGCCAGCUGGUUGCUGCACAUUAAUGUCUUUAAUUCAGCUGCUCCAUAUUUAAGAGAAAUAUUUUGUAACUGUGGAUUGUCUUCUUAUAGAUAGAGCAGUUUGUGAUCUGUUCUCCUCAUGACAACACUUCCUGGCAGCUUUUCCAUGAGAUGAUUGCCAAUGCUGAAGAGUUCAACCAAGCACUUGGGCUUCCAUACAGAAUAGUUAAUAUUGUGUCUGGUGAGUCACAUCAAAGAAAUCUUUUAUGAUCCAGCAAAUUAAUAAAUAAAUAUAUGUGCUUAUAGUGAUAUGUAUUUUGGGCAAAUCACUUUGUCUUCAUCAUCCUGUUGUGGGGCUGGUAAGGGGACUAGUAAGCCCUGUUAUGGUAAAAUUUUGAACCAGUGACAUGGCUUUUAAACGUUGUCAAAAGACAGAUGAAAUGCCAGUAAGCGACAUGGACAUUCACAAAUUCAAUAGUAAAAUACCAACAGGGACAUACAUACAGACAUGGCCUCCUCCUCAAUACCCGGGGAGGAGACUUCCAUAUGAAAGGGGCAGGGAUGCUCGUCAGGAAUUUUGAAUUAAGCCCCUAAAGGAGACCAAUUUAUGUGUGGCCCAACCUUUUUUUUGACCCCUAAAAGAGAUCAUUUUAAACGAGUUGAAAAUACAUAACUUUUUUAUAUUUCUUCACAUGCAAUGCUAAAAGAGACCUUUACUUCUAAAUAUAAUGGCGUUUUGAACAGAGCACCCUAAGUGAGACCAAAAUCCUAAACUUACACCCGUUCUUGAAAUUUGUUUGUCUGAAGCUGUACCAUGUACUAACCCGCAUUUCAUUACUGCUAAUAUGUAUCCAAAGUGUGGAAUUAAGUGCUAAUUUUGCAACAAUAUCUUUAAGGAUGAUCUGGAAUUCUUUAUUGGUAUAAUCUUGGAUAAGGGUUGUUAUCAUUAUUGUUCCUGUACCCUCUUUCAAAUCAUGCUUUUACAUCGUAUAAGUGUCUAUUGUUAUUACACUGUUUUGUAGACAUUAUUAGGAAGUUGAUUGCAUCUAUAAAUAAUGGUGGUUACAUUUGACUGACAGGUGAACUCAACAAUGCAGCAGCAAUGAAGUAUGAUCUGGAGGCGUGGUUUCCUGGAAGUGGGGCUUUCCGUGAGUUGGUGUCCUGUUCGAAUUGCACAGAUUACCAAGCAAGAAGACUAAAAGUUCGCUUUGGUCAGACAAAGAAGAUGGGAGAAGGGGUAUGGCAUUAAUUUCUUUUCUUUGCUUCCUUGACGAUUCCUUCAUAAAAUAAUUAGCAUGUUUCUCUCAAAUUCCAUCUUCCCAGAAACCAAUACUAUUGUCACUUCAGCUUCAGUUUUUUUGUUUGGUACAUUUGUUACCUUUUAGAUAAUGCUCAAACAGAUGUCUGUUUUUGGUAGCGAAAGGUGUAAAUGGCAGGUUGCAGUUUACAGGUUGGAGGUUGCAGGUCAGAAUUUCAGAUACGGUCACGCAAAAACCUGAAGUGGCGAAAAAAGGGCUCACAUUCCUUUUUAAUCCCAGACCACCCCCAAGCUCCUGAAAUAAUAGAAAAAAAGACUUAACCGUACUUUAAAGACCACCACAGAUGAGGUCCCCUAGGUGUUGGCAUGAAAAAAAAACAACAACAACAAAACAAAACGGAAAUGUCACGUACAAAAACUCCCAAAAAAACUCCCAGAAGUACCUUAAAAGAGCACCCCGUGAAAUUUAUAUAAACCAACCCAUCAAUGCCGAGAAGACCGUCAUCCGUUGUCUGCGAUCGUAUUUCGGGAUGUGCCCUUUAUAGUUCCAUUUCAGGGGUUCAGGGAACGCCUAAGAACAAAUUCUAGGGCUCGAGAAGGCAUAAAAGCACUAUUUUGGCCAACCGCGUUCCCAGGGUUCUCUCCUACCCGUCUCUCUCGCUCCGUAGGGACGAGUAGGAAAGAGAACCUGGGAACGAGAUUGUAUUUUGACCCACUUCCAGUUCUUAUGGACACUUCCGGUCUCGGUGUGACCUUGUGAAACGCGGAAAUUUUGAUCUGCAACCUGCAACCCACAACGUAACCUGCGAUCAGGUUUUUUUCCUUCUUCGUUUUACAAGAAAGAGAGUAUAGGGAGAGCAUGAUCGCAGAGUACCCGCAACCUGCAAACUGCAAUUUACACCCUCCGUCUAAGUAGCUUAUGUCGAAAAAAUCAGCAGUUUCUUAUUUCGGAACAAGAUUCAUAGCGUUUUGGUCCACAGUGUCAAAAGGAUUAGUCGCAGUUUUAUUAGGAGUCAUCUGUGUUGUUCCGGGCCAAAAACCAACUCAGUUACCCUUUCACUUCGAUUUCUUUUCUUUUCCUUUCUUACAGACGGAAUAUGUUCACAUGUUAAACGCUACAAUGUGUGCUGUGUCAAGAACCAUUUGUGCGCUCCUCGAGAAUUACCAAACAGAAGAAGGAAUAGCUCUUCCUUCUGUCCUUAAACCACUUCUUCCCGAGGGUUUGGAUUUUCUUAAAUUUGUCAAAUCCGCACCGAUUGAGGAAAAACCAGAAGCUAAGAAGCAAAAAAAGAAGACAAAGAACAAACAAGGCGCUCAAAGUGAUACAUGUUUAGAAGCUAAAAUGGAAACUAUGGAUGUCAGCAAAGAAUGAAUCAAGACCAGACUCGUACUUGUUAAUUGAAUCUGUGAUCGGUGUGAUCCGAUACGUUAUGGGAAUAAAUUCGUUGUCGCUGUAGCUUUGAUUAUAAAAAUAGUCGAAGUAAAAAGUUAUAAAUAGCACUCUAUUAAGCCUCUUUAAGCUUUGAGUAGGAGAAAGGAAAUGCGUAAUCUUCGUCGCCGAAGCUUGCGCCCUUCUAAAAGGAACUGUUCUCCGCGUUCGCGUGUUUUUCUUCUUUCAGAGCAAAAUGACUUGACUGUUUUAGUUCUAUAGACAAGUGUAUUUACCGUGAUAUGGUAUAAUUUUCAUGGCUAUAAGUAUAUAGGUAAAUAUGAGGAGCUAAACGAUGAAGUGAACCACGGUGAGAGAGGUAGGAGUCAAUUAGAGAAUGCGUGCGUACUUUUCGCUUACGUUUGGUCUUGCUUGGCCCGCAACACGGGGCAUCGUAUCUAGAAAUUGUUGUCUUGAUCUAUCAACUUUCACCAGGACAAACGAAUUGUCCCAAGUUUCUGUUUCUCAUGAGUAGAAGUCUGAAUAAAGUAGCACAGCACUCUCUCAAGUCUUGUUUGACUUUAAAACAAGAAACGCGCGAGACUUUUGUUCUCAGUUAUGCGGUUUACUUUACGGUUUAUCAUAUUAAUGUAUUGAGCAGACUAAACCAUUAGUGGAGCCUUGACUUGGAAAUCACUACAUUAGAGGGUGAUGUAGGGUGGCUGCUGAAUAGAGGCACGUCAGAAGUUAGCGGCAUAUCCUUUAGCCAAAACUUCACUUCACUUUAUGGAGCUUCUGACAACUUUCACUCAACAAAACUACUAGAGUAUAUCCUAACAAACAAGCAGAUUCUCCUCAAACUGUCGUGGUGAGGUUUUGCCAACUUUGCACAAACAAUACUUCUGUUUAUACUAUGGCGUAAACUUGAUAAUGCAUCGGACUAAGGCGGCGAUGUCUGUAAUAGCCUAUGCCAGGCUCUCAGAUAGUAUAGUGCGGACGUAUUAAAGCGAGCAAAGCAAGCGCGACCUUGGAAAGGGGGCGGUGACGGCGAGAAAAUGGGAGAGAGACGACGCCCUGUCUCUCCCCAGCUCCCGCGCGUUUUCGCAUUUCUUUUUACUGACCGAC
Molecule: messenger RNA, 14823 nt
Organism: Porites evermanni
Lineage: Eukaryota; Metazoa; Cnidaria; Anthozoa; Scleractinia; Poritidae
Source: the annotation of a GenBank genome assembly